This is a messenger RNA of Spirometra erinaceieuropaei, 6958 nucleotides long. The record is from the annotation of a GenBank genome assembly. Lineage: Eukaryota; Metazoa; Platyhelminthes; Cestoda; Diphyllobothriidea; Diphyllobothriidae.
AUGACCUGUGUUUCAAACAUCAACGCCGCUCAUGUCCAGCAUGCUUUGUCGAUGUAAGCUACUAGUAAACUUUGUCAGUAACUAUCUAAGGUGCCGUGUCAAGGUGUCCAGAUUCUGUAAAACGAAGUUACUAGCAUCGUUAGCUAGAUAAGAUAUGUAGACGUUCACGAAUCAACCUAAAACGGCAACUGACCACUCAAACGGCAAAUUCUGCAUCACCGUUGCAUGUAAGCGAUUCCAGACACAUAACGAUGGCCUGAAAAUGCCGUUUAUUCCUUUUUUAACUAUCGACUUAGAUCGGGAACCUGCUGGUCUUAGCAAACAUCCCUACUUAUGCACAUUUCAAUAAGUCUGACGCGUAACCAAUGAAAUAUAGUCAAUUGAAUAAAUAUUUAUCUAGAAAAACAAACAAUACGAAGAUUUCGCAUCUGUGUUCAUUUAACAUUCGUCAUACUAGGCGCAUCGUCUUCUUUGUUACAACCUUCCGUAUAGCGUAAGGGUGAAUGUCUUGUUUUUUUUCAGUAGAGGGAAUACGCAGACCUAUGACCUAUUUAUCUGGGGAGAUAUAUCUCUCACUUCAACAUUCCAAUUGCUUAAUGAAGAGUUUGCAUUUAUCUAAAUGACAUUUUGGUAUCCCUAUGAAGGCUUAGACCUACACCAUUACUAUUUCAAUGGAAUGCAAAACCAAUAAAUUGAGAAUGAUUAUAACGUCCCUUUAAAAACGUAAGUAAUAUUUUCCUCAUCAAGUUUCCAAUCGUCAAGCACCAAAGUAAGAUCAAUUUAUUCCGAAGCACCUUGCCAUUAAUGCAAACGGGUCCGAAAUUUUCGCGAAGGCAAUUGCAUAAUUUCGGCAGGGAAGUAAAAACGGUCCAAAGUAUUUUAAAAGCAAAUUCCGACCGACUGCAUCGUAAGGUAGGAACGUUGCUCAGGCUAAUGUUACGACAAGCAAGUAUGUAUGAAUUCAUACCUCCUUCAGAUAUUAACAAUUCUCUGCCAAAUCGUAAACCACGAAGAAUCUCAAGCAAGGAGACAAUAUGCGACGUCGCUCAGAGAACGGAAUGCAGGUCAUCGUGACAUAUUGCGUUCUUACUUUUUCUAUAAUUGACGCUACCGUGACCUCGUGACUAGAUGGAUUAAAACCUAAUUCUUUUAUGAAAACAAACUGGGGGUACUGUGAAAAAUGUCCAACGUUUGUUUUAUUGUCAGAUGUCUUGGUGCCUUCAUAGUUUCUUGGGGAUCGAGGUCCUGAUACGUGGGCUUUUUAUAAGUAGGUAUAGAGGAAUUCAGCACGAGAACAUAAUACACCGCCUCAACGUUUAUCCGAAUAUUUACCGAGUAUCGCGCCGUUUACACCGUCGCGUUGUUCCACUCAUAAAACUUGUAUUGCACAAUGAUCUGGUUUUGCUUCCUAAGCGGAGUCCCAUACGGUAAGCAAAUAACUGCCGAAACGUAUUCCAAACAGAUUUAAACGACAGGCCAGUAACUUGAAUGUCUGUGUGCAAACAAAUCGUUGUGUCUGGGGGAGGUGUUUUUGAAAAAUAGCGUAGCACUUGUCUCACAACUGCUAGAACGCGUGCGGUAAUUUCGUAUUGAUGUCGAUACCAGAAGGCACACCGAAAAUGCAGAUAAACCCGCUUUUAAGCCGAAACAGUCAUUGUUGUGUCAUUUAUCCACAGAAUACUGGCGAAACAUAUGCUUAGGUAUAUAGUUAGUAUUUGUUCUGUUAAUGCUGUAGGUAAAUUUUCUGACACUUUUAAAUACCGUAAUCUCGAUUGUCUUAAUUACGGGGUUUCUUGCAGUGUGCCUGAGGAACUUAUUAGACUGCACGACGUUUCCUAUUCUUUACUGUUUAAACUAUGUAGGAUAUCUGAUUUUUCCACACUUUUUAAGAGUUUUAAGAGUAACGCUUACGUAAACCUGUUGUUUCAUUCAAAUAAAUAAGCGCACAUAACUAGUUCUUUCGACUUUUUUGCAGAAUUGGAAAUGCCUCAACAUGGUGCAUUGCAAUUAAUUUUCUAAUUCUUGUUAUAAACUAAUCGCGUCAUUUGGCAUAUCAUAUUUAGUCCUUUAUGCAUUACGCUUUGACUAGAUCAUUUUGCAACUACUAUUGACAAUGUGGUGUAAGAUGUUACUAUCUUUUUUUAUACUUUUAGUCGUGGACUCGAACAUCCUGUCUGCCCCGAUUUAGGUGGCCAAUCACGUAACAGACAAGCGAGUACGGGUGGGGAGGGAGGGGGGUUUCAGCGAUCUUGCCCACAGCGGUGUCGUGUGUGUGCUUUCUGGACGAGACUGGUACGACUCACAACAGGAAUGAAUUGUUGAAUAAUCUGCAGUUACCCCUAUAAUUGUGCUUAGCGUUGAAGAACAGGAAGACAUCACAGAACAAAUUCCAAAGAGGACUUGUGAUACACUCUCCCUUCAAGAACACAGUCUCUAUUGCCGACAAAAUGAAACUAUGGUGCUCUUACAAGGGAAAAUCCCAGUCGAUAUACGACAAGUGGUACGCUCGUACUUGCCUUUAACUACCACCGAAUCGGCAUCUGACCAGUUUCCAGGUAUAAACGCUCAUAAAAAUGCUGGUUCGUCCCGUUGAUCCUAGAGAAGUGAUACUGUGUGUGUGAUGCAGUAUGUUUGCAAAUUUCGCUAAUAACAAUUACAAAUUAUUAUAAUAUGCCAAAGGCCACCAUCGUGUCACGCGAAGUCGGUUUAUGCUUAAGCUAAUGGGGUAUUUCUAAUUCGUCUAGAUCAUUAUCCUCUCAAGACAACUGCAUUUGAGAAAUUGAUUCCAACUGAGGGACGAGUUGAAAUUUUGAUACUAAUAUUCAACCCAAACUCGACGAAAUUUCACUUCUAUUUCUGGGAAUCACACACUGUUUCAAACAUCCCUGAUGCUUCUUCUCCCCUGCAGUUAACGAUACUCAGAUUGUUGAUUUGGCGAUGUCCAUCGUGUGAUUCACAGUAGGAUAGGCCUAGGGAUGGUGACUUGAAAAUCAAUUAGUUUGUAGUGAUAGUAGACUUGCACAGCUUCUACCGCACUCUCAUCUACACUUCUUGGACUCAGUGUCUGAACAUAGGCACGAAGACCGGCGGUGGGGAAGGGCGCGGUUUCCUGGCACGGCUGGAGCUGCCCCAGGCGUGCCGCCAUACCUAGUAAGAUACGAUAUAACGUUUCUAUUUAAGAAUCUAAUCAGAACUGAAGAACAAGCUCAAACACAAACAGCCGACGAUGCGAGAUUGAAGAAGGCAGUUGAUCUACAGACGAAACUCCAGCCUCUGCUCCGCCCCAUGAAUGAAAGAAGUAUGGCCACGAUAUCUGCUAACUUCUCGAAAAGUAGUCUCCCACCGCAUGAAAUCGACCUCCUGUCUAGGGGAAUAGGAUUUAUUCCUGCAGAUACUAUACCUACCAACUUUCUAGCUGGUCUCGAAUCCAAUCUACUUACCUCUAUCCUAACCAAAGACAAGCGCGCUGACAUACACAGCUGUGCCACUGGUAUCCUCCGGCAAAAAGACACCAACAAUCUUUAUUGACCGAAGAAGCGCAGGGAUUGCAAUCACGGAAAUCGGACCACAAUAUUGUUGCUGUUCCCGCCGACAAAAGUGGCCACCGUCAUCAUGGACAAAACUGACUACGCCAAGUAGGCCAUUAUAGGCUUCAGUGACACGGUUUCCUAUAACAUUCUCGCGGAAGUCCUAACGAAAUAGCAAGCCGCAGCCAUCCAUAAAAAGGUUAAUGAGCUUGCUCAUCUGAAAGUCACAGGUUCAGAUGACUCAAAGUUGAUGACCUCAGUGAUCCCCGUAUCGCACAUGCGUACGAUCCCCCAAAGGUUCACGAAAUUGGUACCCUACUGAGGAUUAUUGUUCUGCUCAUCGGAUCCCGUAAAUACGAUUUAGCUAAAUGGUUGUACAAGCAUCUGAAGCCGCUAAUUCGCGGAUCUCACUACAGCAUUAACAGCUCGUACGAAUUCCUCCACCGGAACGAAGGCCUCAAUCUAAACACUGAUUAAUGCCUCUUGUCGUCUGACGUCGUUGUCUUAUUUUCUUCUAUACCACACGAUUUACUAAUUGACUACGCAGCCCUACGACUAAAGGACAAUCGUGUUAAUAUCCCAGCGCAGCCCCUUAUUGAGCUGUUCAAACUCUGCCUUAAGAACUAUUGCAAGUUAGACAAUAAGUACUAUCAACAUGUGAAGGGAAGUCCAAUGGACUCCCCAAUAUCCGGACUACUCGCUGAACUAGUGCUACAGCGACCAGAAUAUGAGGUUUUUCAAACUCUCAAUCCCAAAAUGUGGCUCCGCUAUGUCGACGACACCUUCGUUGUAAUAAAGAACCGCGAAGUAGAAAGACUACAUCAGAGGCUGAAUGAUGUUUUUCCAGCCAUACAAUUUACCCGCAAAGAGGCAGUAGGAGACAGUCUGUCGUCGCCUGACAUAAAAAUACAAAGGCUGGACGACGAUAAUCUCGCAACCAUCGGGCAUAUAAAAGGGUCUGAUUUUAAGAUUAUCCUCAAUUAUAAAAGCAAUCACCUUGCGGCUCACAAAAGAAACUGCGUCCGAUCUCUCUUCUACCGGACCUACCGUUAUUACAGCAAUGACGAUCUCCUGAAGAAAAAGCCAGCUUAUCUGUAUCGGUUAUUUCGAUCCGAUCAGUUUUGUGGAGAACUGUAUCAGGCGUCAGGCACAACCUUGUUGCCCCUUCUCAAAUGAAGAAAUCGUGACACCUAAAUUCUUCUCCCUCCUCAGAAACCUCAGAAACGAUCGUCCGUCGGCAAAAUUAAUUCGGUAUCCGCGUUUCCCACAAGCCUGCAUCCUAGCUGCGCACAGUCUUAACUUGAGUAAAGGAUUCUAUCCCCAAAGAGGAACAGACUAACGUCAUCUAUCGCAUCCCGUGUGCCAAUUGCCCCUGCGUAUAUGUUGGUCAUACAGGACGACGGCUGGGAACUCGUAUUAAUGAACACAAACUAGCUGUCCGUCGACGUGAUCCACUGUGCCUCCUCUUUGCACACGCACUCCAGUGCGACCACCGUCUUAAUUGGAAUUACAUCGGGGUCAUCGUCACGGCCAACACAAGACGGAUGAGAGAAUUCCGAGAGGCAUGGCACUCUAACGCGAACAGCAUCAACCGCCACGUUAACCUAGACACCCAUUAUGAGGGUCUAAGAUCACUUCUCUCUAAGCCGAGCCCACGCCGCAUAAACGGCCGCUAAUCCAGGCGCCCGCAGUUGCUCCCACCUACCAUUCUCCCUCCCCUCUAACACGAGGAGCCGUAACGGUUCCCCCCCCCCUUCCUACCCUCCCGGCUCAGAACCCAGCAUGACUCCCUGCCUGUAUCCCACCUCACACGCUAAUGGUCCACCCGUCAAUGUUUGUCCUGUGGCGUCUACAAGUUUAGUGUGACCGUCUCACUCUCUCUGUUAUCUUCAUUUUAUUUAACGACGGGUUGGUGUCACCAAUUCGAAAAUUCGCAAGUACAGCUCGUUUUUUCCGAAGAACCUCUCCUUUUUUCAUAAAUAUUAGAGCGAUAGAGGAAUUCGCUUUAUUAUGAAACGAGAAAUUCAAAAUUUUCAGCAAAAAAUUGGCUCCAUUCACUAUGGGCAGUAAAUAAGUUAAUAGAUUAUUCCAGAGUCAAACAGUUUAACACAAAAGGAACGAUUAUUAUGAGGACAGUUCAAGUUUUAGUUUCUAUCUCUUCACAUGUAAGAUAGCACGGCAGGUAGGACAAUACAGCAGCUCGAAAAACCGAUGUGCGACAAGACAUAAGUCGGAAGCUGCGGCGCCUCGGGCGGGAAGACUUCGCAGAAAUAGGAUCAGAAUGCAAGGGAUGGGCAACGUCAUCUGUAAUCUCAGGCUUUAUUGAGCUUCUCGAAGCAUAGAGGACUUACUUUAUAUCAAGCUAUAAAGUUGAUAACGGCCCGUGAUCAGCUUACUUUAUAUCCACUACUGGAUAUCUACAACAACGCGCGAAGUGCUUGAUCUUCAAAUCUUAAUAAUGCCUGCGUAUCCCGUAUCCUUCUCUGAAGCUGUACGCAAAGAUGGACUGACGCCACUGGUCCGUGAAUGGGUCCGUAUGGAUAGGUGGAGAAAAAUCCAAAGCUCGUAGGCUGAUUGUUUGCUCGCCUUGCAGGCGAACAGAGGCACCGUGUAGCACUUACAGCUCGCAGCCACGAUCCGGCGUGGUGUCCCACAGACUCCAGACAGGCGGUGUAGACGUGCAAGUGAAAAAACGCUGCAGUGGAAAUAACGACAUUUUGGACCGCAACGAAUGGAAGAACUUCUCUGCGAUCAAAGCUGUCUACGGUCCGCCGACGAAGGGCACUGCUCCUCUCCUCAGCGCCGACGGCAACACUCUCCUGACUGAGAAGGCGCAAAUCCUACAGCAAUGGGCCGAGCAUUUCCGAGGCGUCCUCAACCGCCCCUCCGUCAUCUCCGACGCCACCAUCGAGCGUUUGCCGCAAGUGGAGACCAACGUGGACCUCGACCUUCCGCCAUCUCUCCAGGAGACCAUCAAGGCCGUUCAGCAGCUCUUCAGCGGGAAAGCACCCGAAUCGGACGCAAUCCCUGCUGAGCUCUACAUGCACGGAGGUCCCCAAAUGACGGAUCACCUGACUGCGCUCUUCCAAGAGAUGUGGCGUCAACGUGAGGUCCCGCAAGAUUUCAAAGACGCAACAAUCGUGCAUCUCUACAAGCGCAAAGGGAAUCGCCAAGUCUGCGACAAUCACCGCGGCAUCUCCCUGCUGAAUAUCGCCGAAAAGAUCUUCGCCCGCAUCCUUCUCAACCGCCUCAAUAACCAUCUGGAACAGGGCCUUUCGCCGGAAUGCCAAUGCAGCUUCCGUCGUCAUCGUGGGACCACGUAUAUGAUCUUCGCCGUCCGAAAAACUUCAGGAGAAGUGUCAGGAAAUGAGGACCCACCUGUACUCUACCUUCGGGAACCUGACGAAAGCCUUCGACACGGUGAAUCGUGA